This is a messenger RNA of Lethenteron reissneri (Far Eastern brook lamprey), 9353 nucleotides long. RefSeq names its product kelch-like protein 9. The record is from RefSeq and is a predicted model, not a curated record. NCBI's taxonomy places the organism in Eukaryota, Metazoa, Chordata, Hyperoartia, Petromyzontiformes, Petromyzontidae. Gene Ontology annotation, cellular component: Cul3-RING ubiquitin ligase complex. Gene Ontology annotation, molecular function: ubiquitin-protein transferase activity; cullin family protein binding. Gene Ontology annotation, biological process: protein ubiquitination; regulation of cytokinesis.
UAGAGGAAGCCCCUAAAGCCGUCUUCGCCGGCUACAACAGCGACGCUCUCCCGCGUACCCCCCCCCGCCUCGUCAUUACCGUCCUCCCCUCCCGUCUCCUUUCCACCCCGCGUAAGCCUCGGGACGUUGGUGGAACGUAUGCGCCAUCGCGCCACGUUGAGUGCAACUCGCUGCGAGGUUCUGCGUUCGGACACGUGUGCAUGAAGAGAGUUGCUCCCUCUGACAAAUGAACUGCGCCGCUUGCAGUUUUGAUAUGCCAAGGAGUAAAGUCUAAAUAGGUCACCACGAAAGAAGGAGCGCCACGAAUGAACGCAGCUGCUCAGGACGCUCAGCGGGAUUUUCUUCUUAACCCGGGGCGGAAAUACUGGCGCACUGGAGUUCCUCUGAGCGCCGAUCACUUGAUGCGUAACCCGCUCCCCGCUCUCACGCCCGGGCAUCUUUAUUACGGCAAUGCACAGCAGCGCGAUCUGCAGCUGGGGGGCCAGCCGCUCGCCAUGAAGCUUAACCUCCAACCUUGAAGCAGCGCCACGGGCCACGCUGCCCCCCUCUCUUCCCCCCGGCUCUCGUGCGGCGAGCUAUCAAGAGCGCCAGCGCCUACGUCUCUUCCACUCGGGUCACUGAUAGAUUCUGGGGAGGGCGAGUCACUUCUCACCAUGUCGCUGGCUAGCGAGCCUGGCGUCGUGAGCCGAGGCCAGACCGGCAAGCCCCCCGGGGGUCCCAUACCGUCGUGCCCUCCCAGCGGCACCAAGCUCUUCACCAGCACCGUCCACUGCACUGCCGUGCUGGAGGGGUUUGAGCGUUUGAGGCAGGACGGUCUGCUGUGUGACGUGUCCCUUCUGCCGGGCGACGGGGAGGAAAGUUUCCCCGUGCACCGUGCCAUGAUGGCCUCGUCCAGCGAUUACUUCAAAGCCAUGUUCACCGGCGGCAUGAAAGAGCAGGACCUGACUCAGAUUAAGCUGCACGGGGUGAGCGGCAUGGGGCUUCGUCAGAUCAUCGACUUUGUGUACACGGCCAAGCUGUCGCUGAGCAUGGAAAGCCUGCACGAGACGCUCGAGGCAGCAAGUUUCCUGCAGGUGCUGCCCGUGCUCGACUUCUGCACGGAGUUCCUCAUCUCGGAGACGACGCUGGAGAACUGCGUGGAGGUGGGCCGCAUCGCCAACACGUACCACCUGGCGGCCGUCGACCGCUUCGUCGACGGCUUCAUCCUGCGCAACUUCGGCGCGCUGUCGCAGACCGCCGGCUUCCUGCGGCUGCCGGCCGAGCGGCUGGAGCGCGCCCUCGCCAGCGACUCGCUCAAGCGCUGCACCGAGCUGCAGCUCUUCCGCGCCACCUGCCGCUGGCUGCGGCACAGCGAAGCGGCCGACACUGGCGACGCGACGGUGGUGCCAGCGGGAAGCAGCGGCACCGGCGCUGCCGGCGGUGCCGGAGGUGGCGCAGGUGGCAGUGGCGGCAACGGCAGCAGCGGCGGCGGCAGCAGCGGCGGCGGCAGCAGCGGCGGCUGCAGCGGCAGCGGCGCGUUCGGGGUGGGCAGUGGCACGGGCAGCCUGGCCCGGCACAGGGCAUCGAGCAGCGACACCCUACCCAGGCAGAAGACUGAUGUAGACUCAUCAUCCACGAUGUCGCGCUGCAAGGGGGAUGGAGAGCCGCAUGGAAGCCGCAUGCGACAAGCCUCCCGUCUCAUGUCCCGCAUCCGCUUCCCGCUCAUGUCCCCGCAGGAGCUGCUGCACGAAGUCCAAACGGUGGAGUUCAUGCGCUCAGACGCCGCCUGCGUCAACUUGCUCCUGGAGGCCAGCAACUACCAGAUGCUGCCCCCCAUGCAGCCGGUGCUGCAGUCGGAGCGAACGCGCAUCCGCUCGGACGCGACGCACCUGCUGGCGCUGGGCGGCGUGCUGCGCCAGCAGCUGCUCGUGUCCAAGGAGCUGCGUUUGUACGACGAGCGCACGCGGCUCUGGCGCUGCCUGGCGCCCAUGGAGGCGCCGCGGUACCAGCACGGCAUCGCCGUGGUCGGCAACUUCCUCUUUGUCGUCGGCGGGCAGAGUAACUACGACACGAAGGGCAAGACGGCGGUGGACACGGUCUUCCGGUACGACCCACGCUACAACCGCUGGGCGCAGGUGGCACCGCUCAACGAGAAGCGUACCUUCUUCCACCUGAGCGCGCUCAACGGCCGCCUGUACGCCGUGGGCGGCCGCAACGCCGCCGGUGAACUGGCGACGGUGGAGUGCUACGACCCGAGCAGCAACGAGUGGACGUACGUGGCACGCAUGGCCGAGCCCCACUACGGCCACGCCGGCACCGUCUACGGCAACCUCAUGUACAUCUCCGGCGGCAUCACGCACGACACCUUCCAGAAGGAGCUGCUGUGCUACGACCCGGAGUCGGACCGCUGGACGCAGCGCGCGCCCAUGUCGACGGUGCGCGGCCUGCACUGCAUGUGCACCGUGCGCGACCGCCUCUACGUCAUCGGGGGCAACCACUUCCGCGGCGCCAGCGACUACGCCGACGUGCUCUCUUGCGAGUUCUACUCGCCAGCGGCCGACAACUGGACGUCGGCCGCCCCCAUGCUGCGCGGACAGAGCGACGUGGGAGUGGCCGUCUUCCAGGGCCGCAUCUACGUGGUGGGCGGCUACUCUUGGAAUAGCCGCUGCAUGGUGGAGAUGGUGCAGCGCUACGACCCCGAGCGAGAUGAGUGGCAGAAGGUGUUCGACCUCCCCGAGUCUCUGGGCGGCAUCCGCGCGUGCACCCUCACCGUGCACCCCCCUCCGGACGACGACGCUCAGCACCCGGACGACGACGACCGCGGAGGCGGUGGUGGCGGUGGUGGUGGCAGUGGUGGCGGUGGCGGAGGUGGUGGUGGCGGCAGCGGCAGUGGCGGCAGCGGCGGUAGCAUCGGCGGCGGUAGCAUCAGCGGCGGUAACAGCAGCGCGGGAGCUGGGGGAACGGGCGCCGGGAUGGGAGACCCGCUCAACACGCCCUAACGCGGGGGGCGCCCGCUCAUCGACGGGACGAUGCGGCGAGCUGAGCGCGCGGCGCCGGCUCGGCACCGGCAGGGCCUCUUCCCCCGAGAGGUUUUGGGCAUCCGAGGCGUUGCGCUGCCAUCUCGGCGAGGGUGUCCCCCUCCCCCCGCCCCCCCCCCCUGUCCGAUGGCUGCGCCCGAGUCAAAGCAGCAUCCUUAGUGACCACACCCCGUCUCUCGAGCGGCCGUCGACGCUACGGAGGAAGCCGGCCGCCCUUUUAGCGUUCGCUGAAUCGCGUGGGGGUCACGCAAACGCCUCCCCCCGACCCCCCCCCCCCCGCUGCACUCGCCGUCUCGCGUGACGAGCGUCCUGAUUGAAUUUGCGGACACUGGCAAGCGGUGCCGUCCCCCGCCCCCCUCCCCCCGUCUCUUCUCACACCACACCUCUCGCUGUCGGCGUGAAACUGCACUUACUUUUAUAUUACCUGACAAUGGGGUGGGUCGCCCCAAUGCAUUUCAGAUUCCAGGUUAUUUUUUUUUUUCAAAAGCAGGACAAAGAGAAAUUGAUCCCAUGGCCCCGUGAACGCUUCACCGAGCGUGUGAUGCACUUGGUCGUCGCGCACUUACGGAGAGGAAUUGGUUCUGCGCUGGUGCCCUAUAAAAAUAAAAUGUCCAAUUUUAGCCCCAACCAAUGGUCAUGUAAAAUGCUUUGGUUGUUCUCGAUUUCCAUCCCGCGGGGGCGACACCACCAUUAACAUUUCAGCUUUCCAUGCUGGCACCUAUCUUUCAUUCAUUUAUAAUAUCGGUGUCCCCCUGCAUGUGCAAGACGCAUACCUCGGCGCAUUGCUGGAGGGACAUGGAAAGCCGCCAGAUGAGUGUGGUGGUCUCUGAGGAAGCAGUUGGCUUCCACCUUGUGAGCACUGCUGGACAUGUAGGGUCACUGCUACGGCUGAAGCCCGAGUGAAGCUGUGCACGCAUGGAAUGCCUUUUGGCCUUUCGAGAAUUAAUGCGACAAUUCAUUGCAAAACUAAAUCCAACUCUCCACUUAGGGCGGGGGGGACCCUUUAUCAUCUCUUUUGGAAAAGUUAAUUUUGCUCGACCACUGCCUUCAUCGGUUCAUUGUUGGCAAAUUGCAGUGUUAAAAAUGCUAUGAUGGUUAGUACAUAAGAUGGUUUACUUGGACAAAUGGAUAAUAAAAUAAUACUUAAAUCUCGGUUCAUGUUUAAAGCUCUGUCAAAGCCAUGUGACUUAAAGAUUUUGACGUACAGAUUUGCUGUUGGUAUUUUUUUAACAAUUUUUUUUCAUAUUUUUCAUCUCCUUUUGAUACGAGCUGCUAAUUUGCAGCAGGUCGCAUGGUGCUCGUAGAAUUGGUGACCUUCACCAACAGCUGCACUGCAGAAAACUUUGCGAUCAACUACCAGUGACUGAUAAAUUCUGCAUUUCCAAAAUAAUUGUACGGGGGCACGGUGGAGGAGGGGGGGGGGGUGGUGUGCAUUGAGUGCUCGAGGCUGCACUGACCGUUGCAUUGCAGUUAAAUUCCUGGCCACUCUUAAAAUACUGUAAUCACAAUUUUGGGGAUAAAAUCAUCGCAGAAGUGCUUGGGGUCAUCCAUUCGCCAGGAAGUCUCGAUGCAUCAAGUUCCGAGCCCUUACCGCCACAAAAAGCGUGAAAGACGGUCAUCCGAGUUGCAGCGCGUGGCUAUUGUUUGUGUUCACGGUGUCUAAAAGCAACGUACACGUUUCACGUAGAGCAGCGGGGACAGUAUGUGAGUUGCAAUUCAAUGUUGUUAUCUUGCCGAUGUUGCUAUCACCUGUUCCGUGUGUGAGGAGCCCAGGGCCAAGAGGUGUCACCUCUUCCCUGGGAUGGUUGUUUGCCGGUUGGAGUGUUGUUGUGGUCCAUCUAUUGUCCAUCGCUCGGGCGAGAUGGAAUUGGUUAGCUUCGUGAUUACCACACCGCUUGCCAUAGAGGCAGCCCUCUCAGGAGUCUAUUACAGCAGCGAGGCGCGGACGCGAGAGUCGAUUGCGUCUGAAAUAUCACAAUCAUAACAGGUUUACGGGAUCGCUGGAGGGGACCACGUCCCGGUGGUUGAGACCAAUGAUGGAAUGGCGACCAAUGGGGUGAACGUGCACGAGAGGGCCUCAAUGGACGGGAUGGAGCCAAUUGAUAUCAGCUCCCUUGCAGGUAAUAGAUGGACUGUGACAGGCAGACGCAGGGCAGAGAGAUUGGAACAUCUUGGGCAGGCAUCCAUCGUGGUUGGUGAUGAUGAUAGUCGCUGUUAUCCUGGUCUACCUUGCGAUAAAAAUGAUCUCAAUAGACUCUCUGAUAAUAUAAUCACGAUAAAUACAAUUCAUACUUCUCACUGCAUUGCUCUUUGGCCAAUUGACAGGCUGCAACCAUUGGAAAUGUAACAUAUUUUAAAGACAGAACAUUAUCUCUUGAGACAUAUUCCUUUUUGGUUGCUUCGGUGUGUUAAUUAAAGGAUUGGCCGAACAAGAGUGCGUGAUUGAGUUAAAUAAAGCUACGCGAGGGGGGAACCUUGGACACGGCCUUGGCCACCCACUGAGCAACUCGAGUGCGGUGGGAUCCAGCGUGGCUACUCGCACCUCUCCCAGGAUGUCUGGUGAGUGAGUGCCAAAGAGUCGGCCGGCCCAAAUGCCCUCCAGAGCCACAGCCCUCUUGGAGGCCCUUCCGCCUGCAGUGGUGUGAGCAAGAAAUUACGUGAGAAGUGCCCAGUGGCUGAACUUUUAUCACGAAUUUAAUUUGUUUCAAAGUUUGAAGUACGUAACUAAAUGCUCCAAGAUGCCUGCAGAGCCCAACACUGGUUCCAGUGCUGCACCGUGUGUGUAACGAAUUCGUGCCGUGGUUUUCUGUUGUGACGGGGCACGUAUUUGUGUUAUCUCGUCAACGACGGUGUCUGUCCUCGUUCCACAUUGUGCACGAACUCAACUUGUGUGCGGAUGCCCAUUUUUGUUAUUUCAAUUUUCUGCUUUCUUUACCGCAGGCCCUUAAAAAGGACUUGUCUCGGAAUAGAGCAUUGACACGUUUGAAGGCGGUGGUCACGUGUUAAAAAUAGCGCACGUUUUUAUUUUUAAGUGUUGUCCCUCAUGGUUUCGUAAUGUCUUAUUUUACCACGUCCCCUUUGAAGAGUGUACAGGCUGCGUGUGUGUAAUGGGAUGUCCACGCUUUGUUGGUGUAAACUUUAGUUUGGCAUUUUUCAAGGAGAAUCGAUGUUAGCCUGCGAUGAGAACAAAGACCCCGGUACAAUUCCGUUCCCCUUGUCGUAAAAGAGAUGCUGUAAUUGUUACGCAAAAAGGGAAGUGUCUCUCCUUUGACCUUACAUGCCUUCUUUCUACGUUAUCGCUUUAUUUUGCUGCUGUUGUUUUGCGCUUGGCAGAGUUUAACCGCUUUUGCCCGGAAAAUGUUUUUAUAUGAAAAAAAAAAGUUUUUCGUUUACCGGUUACAAGAGCAGGUGGAAACAAUUUGUUGAAAGUUUCUAAACAAUUAAUAAUAGUACAACAACAAAAACCCUAUACGGUAGUUUAACUUGAACGCGCGUUCACAUGGCACCGCAAAAAAAAGGACCGCAGCUGUACGGAGUUUGAAGGACUGCUUUGACUUUCACAAGAACUCUUUAUUCUUAGUUUUUUUUUAAAGCGCUCACUGCCGCCGGAUGGAGGGGAAUCGUGGAUUUUGCGUUGCCCCUUCCCCAAGCGAUAAACCCUCACGGGCGUGUGCGCACGGCAGCGUGAAGUACGAAAGCACGGGGCGUUAUUUUUAAACGCCUCGCGGUUUACUUGAAGGUCAGACACUGUGGGCGGCAUGGAUGAGAGCGGCCCCCUUCCCCACAACCCCUCCAUCAAUUUAGUCUCUUUUUCCUCCUCCUCCCUCGUCUGAAAAUAAGAACAAGCGUGCACUCCGAAAUGGUGAUGAGCAAAAGAAAAACUAGAAACGGAACGCAUUCUUUCGUGAGAACUCAUGUAACAAACAUCACAGGACCCGGGAAGCUCGACGAAGGCUAGGUGUACAUUUAAAGCUUCGCGGGAUGCAAGUACAAAGCCGUGUCUUCUGCGUUCGACAAGACUUCCGCAGGAGGAAGACAAACGAUCGUCAAAUCCGCUCUCGUGCGAGGACGGGGGCGGGGAGGACCUCCCUUGCAUGGUUUGCCGUAAAAAAAAAGAUUCUCUGAACGCUGCUAAAAAGUGCCAGUGCCAUUUUUAUUUCGGUUUCUUAUUUUCGUUGGCCUUUUGCUGACGCUCUCUUCAAUUUUUAUUGCCAAAAUGAUCUUCAGAAAUAAGUGGCGGGUUGUACAAAACGCGACGUGUCCGAGAGAUUGACGCGAAGAGAGUUGCAUCGCGCGCAUCUUUGCGACGCAGCGUUUCUGCAUGUCCUAACAUCGUUUAUUUACAGACGACGGAUGCCUGCGUGUGUUUUUUUUUGCGAAUGCUUAAUGAGGACGUUUGAAACGGGAGCCGGAUAAGACGAGACAAUGCGGCAGUGCGAUGGGCAGAUCGGCCACCGUGAUGACCGUUACUCUUCCGCAGAUGGUUUCGAGGUCAUAUCGUAAUGGUGCAUGAUGCGGUGCCAAUGUGGCUUCUGCGAUAUAGAUACCAAGAUGGUUACUUGUCCCUGCCCCAUUCGCUGCUGAUACUAUAAACGAGGCAUCGUCAGGAUUUUUGGUUGCAACCGUGAGUUGCCACCAAAUGUAUAUUAAGUGCGAAGAAGUACGUGCAUUUCGCAGUUGGGACGUUUUUACCAACAGUGAUUGCCAACAGUAAAAUUCACCCAUCGCGCAAAUCAAAUGUUGGGCAGAGAAUCUCAAAGCGGCAUUUUGUCUCCAUCCAGCUACACCGGCACAUGUACGUUCAAUUCGUUGUAUCGUGGUGGAGGAUUACCACUUGUAACUUGCUUCCACAUGCUUGCAGGUGGCGGUGAAACAACCGCGUGUGGACACAUAUGGAGAGCCACGUCUCAACAUGAGUUUUCAAAAGCUCGUGAAGGCAUGGGGGAUCUUGCUGGCAGAUGUGCGCACAUCAGACUCUUAACUUUGCCUUUCAGUCACAUCCGAGACUGCAUUAUUCACCCGCUCCCCCCGGAGAGCUCCGGGCUUGUCGACUGGAGUGUGUGGCUCUUAAUAAGGUGGUCGCGAGGAGCUGGCACAGUGGGUGCCUUCUGUUUAACCCCGUUACUUAAACCUACAGCUGAAAAGUUCAGGGCUUGGUGGGGGGGGGAUGCCCGCAUCGUUCAUGCUCGGAUUGUGCCGUGGCCACAUUUUCAUGCGGCGUUUGUUGCACCCGAUCUGUUUUGUCGUUUAUUUCUAGACUUUUGGAAACACUGGUUAAAAAAAAAACCGAAAGAGAGCUUAUGUCAUGGCUCAAAGGCAAAGUUAUAAUGGUAGAAGUGUAUUUUUAACAUCCACCAAUAAUUGACAUGCAAAGUGUCGGCGUGGCUCUAAUAUAUUUAAGUACCAGACUGCAUUGUGUGCAAACCUAUGUAUAGUGUGCUCGUGACAUGCAUUGUACAAUUGUUGCCACCAGUCAAGUGCUAAGUUAUACUGUGUAUGGAUUAAAAGGAAAUACUUGCAGUUUUGCAUAAACGUAUAAUAUAUAGGGUAGUGUGCUUAAGGCCGUGUAUAUAGAGCUGGGUUGCGCAAGAGGGGAUUGUUGCCAAAUCUGUUUAAGAUAUAUCUUUUUAUGGAAAGUUUGCGAGACUGGGAAUUUUGAAUUAAAACUAAGGAGAGCAGAAAAGAGAUUGUAUCAAAGUUGCUGCGUGGUCUACUGUGUUUAGUGCAGGUUGUGAGUAGGUCUCUCAAGGGGGAAUUUCACAGAUGCCUUAUCGUAACAACGUAGCCCUUGUAAAUGACGUAACCCUGCAGCACAUCGCGGCUGCCUGCACCAUUUCUCGUGAACAUUUGCGAGUUGUGGAUCUCUGCUUUGCUCUGGUAAAAAGUUGUGUCAUUGCCCGGCGUCUGUACAUAGAUUCGUUCUAAGCUUUAUCGAUUGCAGUUGGGGGAUAUAAUAACAGUCGAGCGACCAUAUUGGGUCGUGUUGACAUGCACUGUGUAGCUUGAUCAAUGACAGCACUGUGUAUGUUGUAUGUUGAUUCGGGGCAAUGUGUGUGUGUUUGCUGUGCGAUCAGUUCAUGGGAUGGGUAUAUGUUGCACAGGCUUGUGGGUUGGUUAUUGAUUCUAUAUCUCCCGGGGUAGAAGUGAAUGCAGGUGAACAGGUUGCGCUUAUACCAUUGUGGCUCCAGACAGUGCAAUCGUAGUCGUCACGUUAGAGACUGGGCACGCGUAGAGUCGGCCCAAUCAUCCUUCGCGUCUGUCCUCUGGAACCCUGUAAUGCUCUGGAAGUGUUGCUUGAGUUGAAUUAUAAUAAAAAAAAUGACGAUAAGAAUUAAU